CGAACGAUUCUAUGGUGAUGGAUAGUUCAUCUGUCGCCCUUGAAACGACAUCCGCUUACAUUGGUGUAGUUACGAGCUCCGUGGGUGCGGGAAAGGAGACAACCGCCUGGCUGGAAUCGCAUGAGAGCUCUGACAACUUUACCGGUUUACCAACUGAUUCUACAUCUCUUAUUGUUCAGAGUUCUGUGGAUAUUGACAGUCGUUCUGUGUCUAUGGCAACAAGCAUUGUCCCCGAGGAAAUACGAACUUCCACUGGUAUUGGCAACGUGUCUGAGUCUUUAGAGACAUUGCUCGUUGAAAGUAGUUCUCUUUCUGAAGACAUCCAAAGCUCUGUUGAAGUGGGCAGUUUAUCUACAUCCAUUGAAACAACGUCCCGUCCACAAACUGAUCAAAGUUCCAUUGAAAGCACAACCUCCACAAUCAAAGUGUCGAUCUUGGGUUCCAUUCAAGUAACUCAGUCACAAGCUGCAACACACAGUUCCGUCGAUAGCAAAUCCUCCACAAUUGACGAAUCGGUAUUGGGUUCGAUGGUAACUAAGUCACAAACUGCAACACAAAGUUUGGGCGAAAUGUCUGGAUCUCAACUACCCAUAGCAUCUUCGUCAUCGGUUCAAAAUUCUGCUUCUGAUGACAUUGAUACCUCAUUUGGAUCUGUAGACGGCACCAGUUCCGUAGCGUUUGCUACUGAAGUUAUGUCACAAUCAGCACAACAUUCUGUAGGAGUUACUUCGUCUCCGUUAUCACAACAAAUGUCCAGUGAUGUUAACGAUCCUGGGCAGAUCGGAUCAACCUCAGAACCUAUAUCAGCUUCUUCCGUUAGUCAACCGCAGUCUUCAGAAGUAGUUACUAGCAUCCCCACUAGCACCACAACUCCGGCAACAGCUAAACUAGGUAUUGAUGAUUCGUGUGAUGAUGACGUGUCUUGUCCAGAUAACUCUGUUUGUCAUCAAACCAAGUGCAGUGGUAAAAGAUGUCAGUGUCAAGAUGGCUAUUUCUCUGCUAAUAAAGGCAUGGCUUGUCUAAAAGCCGUGAAACUAGGGGAAUUGUGUAAUGACACCAUUACGUGUGCGGUUCCAUUCAGCCUGUGUGAUAAAGGAACCUGUGUUUGUGGACGGCCAUUUACCAGGACAACGCCUAAUGGAUUUUGUGCCGAUGACACGCCGACAGUCGGUGAGAGCUGUACAGACACUUGUCGCGAGUUUGACGCCUCUUGUGGUUCAGAUAAAAUAUGUACUUGUAACCCGGAUUUCCGGGUGGCUGAAGAUGCAGAAGUUUACGCUGCUGGUCCGGCCUGGUUCUAUAACGGUCGAUGCAUCAGAGAAUCCCAGGGUUAA
Messenger RNA from Patella vulgata (common limpet), 1334 nucleotides. Its product is annotated as location of vulva defective 1. The transcript has 3 exons. The record is from RefSeq and is a predicted model, not a curated record. NCBI's taxonomy places the organism in Eukaryota, Metazoa, Mollusca, Gastropoda, Patellidae. The coding region runs from base 12 to 1334 and encodes 440 amino acids.